Molecule: messenger RNA, 1028 nt
Organism: Pseudophryne corroboree (corroboree frog)
Lineage: Eukaryota; Metazoa; Chordata; Amphibia; Anura; Myobatrachidae
Gene: CLIC3
Product: chloride intracellular channel 3
Exons: 6
Coding region: 1-750 (249 amino acids)
Source: RefSeq, a predicted model, not a curated record
AUGGCAUCCCAGAGACCGCCCAACGCAGCAGCGGCAGCCGAGCCAAAGAUCGAGCUCUAUGUCAAGUCCAGCGAUGAUGGUGAAAAAGUUGGGGCGAAUCCUUUCUCUCAGCGACUCUUCAUGCUCUUAAUAGCCAAAGGGUGCGACAUGACGCUCAACACUGUGGACACGAAGAGAGCCGCAGAAUACCUGAAAGACCUCGCCCCAGGAACUCAGCUCCCAUUCCUCGUCUACAACAGUGAGGUGAAAACAGAUGUAAACAAGAUAGAGGAGUUUCUGGAGGAGACCCUGAAGCCCCCCAGGUACCCGAGCAUGACACCCAAAUACAAGGAAUCCAACACAACCGGCAAUGACGUCUUCCAUAAAUUCUCUACCUACAUCAAGAACCAGUCACCGGAACAUGAAGAUCAUCUAGAAAAGAGUUUCCUGAGGUCGCUGCUAAUGCUGGACCGUUACCUGAAGACCCCCCUACCUCACGAACUGGCCAAGGACCCCAAAAUAACUGUGUCACAACGGAAAUUCCUGGACGGAGAUAACCUGACCCUGCCGGACUGUAACCUUUUGCCCAAACUGUACAUCAUCAACACUGUGUGCAAACACUACCGGAACUUUGAGAUCCCAAAGGAGCUACAGGGGUUAUCCCGCUAUCUCUGCCACGCCGGGGAGGUGAAAGCCUUCGUGUACACCUGUCCUGAUCCCAAGGAGAUCAUUGACUUCUAUCGCGGAGUGGUUAAGCCAAUGAAGAAGUGAGGGGGCUUCAAGGCAACACACACUGAACUUUCUACCUUGCUGCGGGUCACUGAGAGCACCACGAGAGGCCUCCGCCACCCACCGCAGCCCGUCCUCCGCUCCAGCAACCACGGUGCUCUGACAGCGGACAGUACCUACAGCUCCCAACGUGUGGUACAGAGAGAACACAAACGCAUAAAGACUUUGUCUCGGCUUAUUACAGACUGAACACUGCAGCCGGGUGUCCAAUGCCCUGCACCAGACUGCCACGUCUACGCCAGGUGCUCUGCCAACCCAAA